Messenger RNA from Drosophila navojoa, 2077 nucleotides. RefSeq names its product knirps-like (gene knrl). The record is from RefSeq and is a predicted model, not a curated record. NCBI's taxonomy places the organism in Eukaryota, Metazoa, Arthropoda, Insecta, Diptera, Drosophilidae. Gene Ontology annotation, biological process: regulation of DNA-templated transcription. Gene Ontology annotation, molecular function: sequence-specific DNA binding; DNA-binding transcription factor activity; zinc ion binding.
AGCUCUUCGCUCUGCUCCCAUUACUAAUCCACGUUUCCACUACGCUCUCUACUUUGCAGUCCUUCUUCGGCCGGUCGUACAACAAUCUGUCCUCCAUAUCGGACUGCAAGAACAACGGCGAGUGCAUCAUCAACAAGAAGAACCGCACGGCCUGCAAGGCGUGCCGCCUGAAGAAGUGCCUCAUGGUGGGCAUGUCGAAGAGCGGCUCGCGCUAUGGCCGCCGCUCCAAUUGGUUCAAGAUCCACUGCCUGCUGCAGGAGCAGCAGCAGCAGGCGGUGGCUGCCAUGGCGGCGCACCACAACAGCCAGCAGGCGGGCGCGGCGGGCAACGCGGCCAUCGGUGGUGCCUCCAACGGCUGUGUGAAGCCGGGCGGACCCGCGUCCUCGGCAGCGGCUGCGGCGCUGGGCAUGCUGGGCCAUGCGACGGGCGGCUACCCGGGCCUGUACGCAACGGGACCUCCGCGCAGCAAGGAGGAGCUGAUGAUGCUGGGCCUGGAUGCCAGCGGCGACUAUGGCGGCAUCAAGCAUCCAGCGCUGGUCGCCUCGCCGUCGGUCAGCUCGCCGGACUCGCACAACUCGGACAGCUCCGUGGAGGUGAGCAGCGUGCGUGGCAACUCGCUGCUGCAGCUGCAGGGCGCGGGCAAGCAGAGCGCCGGCGGCGAUGCCGGCCAAGCGGUGCAGGGCGGCACAGCGCCCGGGCGACCGCCACAGCUGCGCAAGGAUCUGGCUCCGUUUUUGCCAUUGCCGUUCCCGGGUCUCGGCUCGAUGCCCGUGAUGCCACCGCCCGCAUUUCUGCCGCCCUCACACCUGCUCUUCCCCGGCUACCAUCCUGCGCUCUACUCCCAUCACCAGGGCCUGCUGAAGCCCACGCCCGAGCAGCAGCAGGCGGCGGUGGCUGCUGCGGCGGUGCAGCACUUGUUCAACUCGAGCAAUGCGAGCGGGCAGCGCUUUGCACCCCAGCUGCACGCCUCGGCGCCCUUUGGCCACGCCGGCCUCAAAGAGGAGUCCGCUCUCAGUCCCAACCACAGCAGCAGCAACAGCAACAACAACAACAAUUUGCUGCCCAAUGGCAGCAGAACAGCGACGAGUGCUGCGGACGAGCUGACGAAGCGCUUCUACCUAGAUGCCGUGCUCAAGUCGCAGCAGCACAGUCCGCCUCCGCUGGCGACGAAGCUGCCGCCGCACAGCAAGCAGGACUACUCCAUAUCGGCGCUGGUCACGCCCAACUCGGAGAGCGGGCGGGAGCGCGUGAAGAGCAGGCAGAGCAACGGCGAGGCGGACGAGGAGGAGCGCGGAACGGGCACAGGCAGCGACAAGGCGGCCGACGAGGAGCUGGAGCUGCAACUGGAGCCGGAGGAGGGGGAUGAGGAUGAGGAGGAUCUGGUGGUGUCCAUGACGCCGCCGCGCUCUCCAGCCCAACAGCAGUCGGAGCAGCAACUGGCGGAUGGGCAAGCAGCAGCCCAGGACAAUCCCAUUGACUUGAGCAUGAAGACCACGGGCAGCUCCGGCUCCAGUUCCCGGAGCUGCAGCAGUAUUAAGAGCAGCUGCACGCAGCUCGAUGCCGACAACUGCAGCGAUAAUGAGCCAGCUGCUGAGAGGGAGCCAGCUGCGGAUGGGGUGCUACGAGCAACAGCCCUCGACGAGGAGGACGCCGACGAGCAGGAGUCCACGGAGGCUGAGCUCGAGGAUAACAGCACCACGGAGACGGUCAAGACCAGCAUAGAGCAAACCCAAAACUUGAACAACAACAACAACAACAACAAUACUAACAACAAUAACAACAACAACAACAAUAGCAACACCAGUGAUAAUGAGGCCAACGAUAGCAUCAAACGCAAACUGAACGAGCUGCUGCAGGAGUCGAACGGCUCGAAGCGUUUGCGCCUGAGCUCCCCGCCCGCAGCCGAAUUGCCCGUGAAGCUGGCCACUUCGACGGCCCUCGAUUUAACCAACAAGGUUUGAUCGAUAGGCGCGCAAACUUAGACAAAAUGGCGACAGUUUGCCGCUAGGCGUAACACUAUGCAACAAAGUAUGGGCGCGAAUGUAGAAGAGAUUUCCAUUAAAGUUAAAAUUUAAAU